AUGGCGAGCGGCAGCGGCAGCGGCGAGGGGAAGGCGGGCAGGGCGGGCGCGGGGUACCAGCAGUACGGCACCGGCUACGACGAGCGCCAGUGGUGGCCGUGGCUCGUGCCCACCGUGCUCGGCGCCUGCGUCUCGGUCUUCGCCGUCGAGAUGUACCUCAACGACUGCCCCCGCCACGGGAGCCCCCUCGGCGGCGACGCGCGCUGCGUCGCCGGCUUCCUCCGCCAGUUCUCCUUCCAGCCGCUGCGCGAGAACCCGCUCCUCGGCCCCUCUUCGGCCACUUUGGAGAAGAUGGGAGCUCUUGACUGGGCCAAAGUUGUUCAUCAACACCAAUGGUGGCGCCUAUUCAGCUGUAUCUGGCUCCAUGCUGGCCUAAUUCACUUGAUUGUCAACAUGAUGAGCUUGCUAUUCAUAGGAAUCCGCCUUGAACAGCAAUUUGGCUUUGUCCGCAUUGGGAUCAUCUACCUGCUAUCUGGCUUUGGUGGAAGUGUGCUAUCUGCACUGUUCUUACGUAAUCACUACAUAUCUGUCGGUGCCUCUGGAGCUUUGUUUGGUCUACUUGGCUGUAUGCUCUCUGAGCUUAUUAUGAACUGGACCAUUUAUUCCAACAAGGCAGCAGCCAUCACAACUCUUCUGUUCAUAAUUGCAAUCAAUCUGGCGAUCGGGAUACUACCGCAUGCUGAUAAUUUUGCGCAUAUUGGUGGGUUCGUAUCCGGGUUCCUUUUCGGGUUUGUGCUGCUGGCAAGGCCUCAAUUUGGUUGGAUGGAACGGCAUGAGCUGCCCCAGACCGAUCAACCCCCAAAGUACAAGACGUACCAGUAUGUUCUGUGGGGCGCGGCACUGCUCUUGCUGCUGGUUGGGUAUGUGGUCGGCAUGGCGAUGCUCUUCAAGGGAAAGAACGGCAACGACGGCUGCCACUGGUGCCGGUACCUCAACUGCGUGCCCUCGUCCAGGUGGAAAUGCAUCAACUCCCGGAGAACCAUUUUUAUGCUUGUGUGUUUAUACAGAUACCAACAUCAGAGGCUUGUGCCUCGCAGAGCUGAAUCCCUCCUUUAUCUUGCGUGA
Molecule: messenger RNA, 1065 nt
Organism: Triticum turgidum subsp. durum (durum wheat)
Lineage: Eukaryota; Viridiplantae; Streptophyta; Magnoliopsida; Poales; Poaceae
Source: the annotation of a GenBank genome assembly